This is a messenger RNA of Eptesicus fuscus (big brown bat), 6884 nucleotides long. RefSeq names its product ubiquitin specific peptidase 53 (gene USP53). Gene Ontology annotation, biological process: protein deubiquitination; sensory perception of sound; response to auditory stimulus. Gene Ontology annotation, molecular function: cysteine-type deubiquitinase activity. The record is from RefSeq and is a predicted model, not a curated record. The transcript has 16 exons. NCBI's taxonomy places the organism in Eukaryota, Metazoa, Chordata, Mammalia, Chiroptera, Vespertilionidae. Gene Ontology annotation, cellular component: cell-cell junction. Bases 584 to 3862 code for a protein of 1092 amino acids.
CUGGCGCGAGUCGGCGCUGGGCCAUCGGGAGGGCGCCCUGCGGGAGAGGAAGGGCCGAGCCCAGAGUGCUUUGCGGUCACAUGGAUAUGCAAUAUGGAGUCAGUCACCUUUGAUAACUUCACCUGGGAAAGAGAGAGCCUUCUUUCUUAUUAAAAGGCCGUAAGGAAAACAACCAAAGGAAUCGUGCCAGAUGCCAACGCUACAUCGUUUUCAAACCAUCAAGACCAAUGGCUUGAACUUUAAAGAAAAUUUGUUCAUCAACAUUAUUUUUAGCAGUUUAAGAAAAUACCUUUUGCAUCUUAAGCUAUACAAAUCUCUUUUAAAUGUAACACAUAAAAAUCUUUAAGGCCUUGUUCAAAAUAGCCUUCUUUUUUCGUUUUCAGAACUUAACGUUCAUGUGCCCUGUUUCAGUUGACAAAGUCCUCACAGUAUUCGGCAGCAGGAAAGCUAUGGGUGCGGACGCUCAUGGUAUUGUCAUAGACUGCAGUACAUUUCAGUGGACACGUCAAGAUAGCACCCGUUUCAUCAAAACAUCACACGAGCUUCCCGUUCUCAGCUUUAAUGCCCACAGAGCCGCUUGAACAUGGCGUGGGUGAAGUUCCUGCGGAAGCCGGGCGGCAACCUGGGGAAGGCGUACCAGCCGGGGAGCAUGCUGUCGCUGGCGCCCACCAAGGGCCUGCUCAACGCGCCGGGCCAGAACAGCUGCUUCCUCAACAGCGCCGUGCAGGUGCUGUGGCAGCUGGACAUCUUCCGGAGAAGCUUGCGGGCCCUGACGGGGCACGUCUGCCAGGGAGAGGCCUGCAUAUUCUGUGCGCUGAAGACCAUGUUUGCUCAGUUUCAACACAGCCGGGAAAAGGCCCUCCCGUCGGACAACGUGCGGCGUGCCCUGGCCGAGAGCUUCCGGGACGAGCAGCGGUUCCAGCUGGGCCUCAUGGACGACGCUGCCGAGUGCUUUGAAAAUAUCUUGGAGCGGAUCCACUUCCACAUCGUGCCCAGCCGGGACGCGGACAUGUGCAUCUCCAAGUGCUGCGUCGCGCACCAGAAGUUCGCCAUGACGCUGUACGAGCAGUGCGUGUGUCGUAGCUGUGGGGCCUCAUCAGACCCUCUGCCUUUCACAGAAUUCGUGCGGUACAUUUCGACGACAGCCCUGUGCAACGAAGUUGGAAGAAUGACGGACAGGCAUGAGCGUGUGAAGCCCGAAAUGUUUGCGGAAUUGUUGCAAGCAGCGAAUACGACGGAUGACUAUCGGAAGUGCCCCAGUAACUGUGGCCAGAAAAUAAAGAUCCGCCGUGUCCUGAUGAACUGCCCGGAGAUCGUCACCAUCGGCCUGGUCUGGGACUCCGAGCACUCGGACCUGACCAGCGACGUGGUUCGGAGUCUGGCAACCCAUCUCUCUCUUCCCGGGCUUUUUUAUAGGGUUACUGAUGAAAAUGCCAAAAACAGUGAACUUCACCUUGUUGGUCUGAUAUGCUACACCAGCCGGCACUACUGUGCCUUCACAUUUCACACCAAGAGUUCCAAGUGGGUGUUUUUCGAUGACGCAAAUGUGAAAGAGGUGGGAACGAGGUGGAAGGACGUGGUCUCCAAGUGCCUCCGGUGCCACUUCCAGCCCCUGCUGCUGUUUUACGCCAACCCCGACGGCACGGCGGUUUCCACCGAAGACGCACUCAGGCAGGUCGUCAGCUGGCCGCAUCAGAAACCCGGGCCGGAAAAUAUGGGAUCCGAAAAGCCCUCGAUUUAUAAGUCAGAUAAUUCCAAAGAGAAUGGAUUUGGUGGUCAGGCCAAACAGAGAGAAAAUCAGAAAUUUCAAACAGAUGACAUUUCAUCCUUCAGUCGGAGCCACAUCCAGGCGAGCGGUGGCAGAGGAGCUGCGAGGCCAGGUCCCAGCGACCCCCGGGAGAAGAUGAAGGGCCUCUCCAGGGAGUGUGCCCUCAAGGCGCUGGAGCAGAGGCACCUCCUGUGCGCGCCGAGGAGAGACGCGGGUCGGCACAGAGAUGUGCUGGAUGAAGACCUUCCACGUGUCAAGCCUGGAUCACCUCCUGCCCCGAACGGCUUCCGACAAUACGGCAGUCGCCCCGCGUCCCCCAGUCAGGGGAGGGGGCCGUGCGGACAGGACCCACCCACCCAGAGCCGGGCGUCUGCGCAGGUCCCGAGUGUGGGGAGGCCCCAGGCUCCUGGUCCAGGGGAGCAGACCUCCGUGGCCGGCCGGGUGCAGGGCGACAGCGGCCCCGGGUAUGAGACAGACAGCAGCCUCGACUCUCGGGGUAAAGGCAGCAGCCGCAACAGCAGCAGCAGGAGCCGGAGCCGAGGCUGGAAACCCAUGAGAGAAACACUAAAUGUCGACAGCGUCUUCAGCGAGAGUGAGAAAAGGCAGCACAGUCCACGGCACAAAGCCAGCGUCGGUCACAAACCCAGGUGUGGCAGAGACCAGAGUGUCAGCAGCUGGCCCAGGGAGCCGCCCCAGCAGAAGUGCUUGAUGACCAUCUACGAGGACGAAGUGCGGCAGGAGCUGGGCAGCAGGAGUGCCCUCGAAGGCCCGGGGAAAGGCGCAGAGAACGCGGAAGGCCUCUCAGAGACGGGCGUCCCUGCUGACGCGUGGCAGGGGCAGAGGACCGAGUCCGGCUACGAGAGCAGCGACCACGUCAGCAGCGGCUCCGCCAGCCUGGACUCGCCGGGGGUGGACGGCGCUGGGGCCGCGGAGCCCAGUGACCAGAGUAAGAUAAGCAACCGAAAUACAGAACGUGUGAACGGCACCUCCCAACAGAGUAAAAACCACCCAGAAGGCUGUAGAAAAGAAUUCAAGAACUUGGAAGUAGGCUGUAAGUCUCAUGACCCAGAAUCACAUCCACAAAUAAAAAACCCUGUGAUAAAAAGGUCCCGCGGACGCGACCCCAGCGGGAAGUUGCUCCCUGCAUCGGGUCCACACGUCCUCCGGGACCUCAUAGCCAGUGAGCACACCCCGGCGGGGGAACAGAAGCUUGAACACGCCAGCGAGUGCCCGUUUCCCGCGCGGCCAGGUGGAGGCAGUUCCGAGGGGACAGGUUUACUGUCUCACACUGAUGCCAAUCCUGCUUCUGGAAUGAGAGCGAACAGUGAUGACGUCUCACCAGCCUCGGUGUGGCCCGUGCCCGGGAGAGCUGCGGGGCUCGCGCCCGGCACUGCCCCCCUUGCCUGGCAGUGCACUGCCACGGACCCGUGUUACCCAGAGACCUCCCCACCCAGGGGGCGCGGGGCUCCGUCCACUCACAGAGUCGAUGGUUGUCAGGUGCCAAAACUCAUUUGCCAGAAUCCACCACCCCCUUUGCCACCAAAAAGGUAUGCUGUGACCGGCGUGCCACAGCCCGGGAAAAACGGCCCUGUGCCGGCCGCCAGGCUCCCAGAGGCGCCCAGAGCUCGCUCGGCGGGUCCUCCGCCACUUAGCGCGGGGACAGCGGCAGAACCGGGCACCGCAGUGAGCGCCCCUUCCAGGGACCAAAGGCUCAAGCAGACGGUCCAAGCGAGAGAGCGCGUGGGCGCCCCCCGGAACCACCCGACCAGCUCGGCCAGUGGUGCCCAGGCAGGCCUGGGUGCAGGUGUCGCUGCAUCGUGCCAACCGGAAGCAGACUGGAGUCCGGCCUGUCCCAGGGAGACCGUCUCCCUCACCACCUACUUUUCAGUCGAUAGCUGCAUGACUGACACGUACAGGCUGAAAUACCAUCAGAGGCCCAAGCUCUGCUUCCCAGAGAGCUCCGGCUGCUGCGGCGACAACUCGGCACCUCGGGGCGAAAGAGGCCCGGCACCGGGACCUGCGCUGCCCGACGGUCUCGGGGCCAGCUGCCCUCCUGAGCAAAGACACAAACCCAGUGUCCAUAGUAACAGAUGAACCAUGACACCGCAGCCUCACGCUCAGAGCCAUUACAGCACGAGGGAGAUCGACGGACCGAACUUAGUGAACAAUGAAAUUAAAGCCGUGGUGUUUCAAAGUCAUUCGUCACUUUAACUUUCUCUUGUACGUUGUACCUUGAGACAAUCAACUUAUUGGAUGUUUUAGAAAUCCCGUUGAGACAUCUUGGCUUGCCUCGAAAAAUAGACAAUCAGGGAUGUUCAAAAAGUCACGUAUUCUAUGGUGUGGUUGAAUAAAAAUGGAGUCUGUCCCUUGGUUUUGUGGUUGGUAGAACCCCGAGUGUGAGAGUAGUCAGACCUCAUGUGUGGAGAUGGCUACACUGUGCUAACUGAACGGUGCCAGGGGAUGUGUAGUCGGUAGGCAAAGCCGGCUGGGCUUUCUGAACAAGCACUUUCUCGUGGGGCCAAAGGACACUUCGCCUUCCCGUGGGUUCCGACUUCUGGGAUAGUCGGCUACGUAUGACCUCUCCAUGUCUUAGAAAAUACCGACCCAUGAAAUUGAUAGCAUUUGGUUUGGGAAAAGCCUUAAUGAUAAAGAUAUUUUUAAAAUAUAUAUAUUUUUUAUUGAUUUCAGAGAGGAAGAGAGAGGUAAAUAGAAAUAGAAACAUCAUGAUGAGAGAGGAUCAUUGAUCGGCUGCCUCCUGCACGCCCCACACUGGGGAUUGAGCCUGCAACCCGGGCACGUGCCCUGACUGGGAAUCAAACCAUGACCUCCUGGUUCAUACGUCGAUGCUCAACCACUGAGCCACACUGCUGGGCAAUAAAGAAAAUUUUAAAUUCAAUACUCAAGGUCAAAACAGGAGAAACUCAAUUUUGCUCCUAGAACUUUCACCUUCAGAAUGCCUAGUUAACAUCAGUUUGGCCUUUGACUGUUGUAUGUAUCAAUAAACAAUACUUCAGCCAGGUAAGCUAAAAAUAAUAAAGUACUUAGCUUUAGUAUAUUUAUUUAUCGUUACUUUUUUAAACUUUUGUAUGAAAUGUGAACGGUUUUAAUGGUUUGGUUUACUGUGGGCUGCUAGUAACCAGUGUUGGAAAUUGACCUAGUGCCCUCCUGGGAACCUCACUGUGACCGCCCGAUUUCCCUGCCGUCAUCUCUUCUGUCUCUAGGAUGGCAACCUAUUUUGUUGGUUUUCUGAUUCUUGUAUCUGAAAAUCUUUCUGGGUUUCCAGAUAAAAUUGUUGCCUUUGAUUUAGAGGGUUUAAUUUGAAUGAAAUGUCGUUUUACCCUAACUACAUUCAUGGAGAGGGCUCUAUUUUUAAAUAAAAUAAAGGAAUCUUCCAUUAUCACAAUGAGCUCACAAGUGUGUGAGUUACUUUAAUUUUAAUUGUCUAUUACUUUACUUUAGUAGUUGUCAUUUUGUACUAACUGAGGAACCUAACUGGCUCAGCUGAGUUUCCCAUUGUCCACUCCAGAGAACGACACACCGAAAGCUUUUCCUGCCUUUGCCGAUGGUAAAGUUUAUAGGUAGAACAUAGUCACUCUACAAACUGAUUAGUAUAUUUAAUACUUUGACCAAUUCCAUAAAUUAAAGUAUUCCAAAGUGUAAAUGACUAACAAUACUUCCAAAUAGGAAGUAAUUGCUUAUAAAAGUCUAAUUUACCCAGUUGUCAAAUCUUACAGUUGUCUUUCACCAAGAAGGGUUUUAAUAGCCUUUUCUAACCAUGAUAGUGAUUAUCACCUUCUCUUCAUUUAGAAAUACUUGAAUAUCAACUGAAUUAAAUUUUAUCUUUUAAGAAAGCUUAUUUUAACAUGACUUUGAGUAUGGAGCAUUUGUAAAUAUUGUAAACUUUGUAAAAUUGUAUUUGAAAUGUCAGUGUAUAUAAAUACUGCUUUUAUAACAUUGUAAAAUACUAGAAAACGGGCUUCAAGUAUUUUUAAUAGCUUUCAAAAACCUUUUGUGUAGGUUUUUAUUCUACUGGUCAAGAUGUUCAGUUGAGAUGUAUUAUUUGAAAUAGUUAAAGCAAUUUCUGAUAUUUAACAGCAAUCUCAUAGAUUUGAAUUUACACUCACAAUUGUUUGGGCUCCUGUUUAAGGGCUGUCCAGUUGAAACAUCCCAAGUCAUGUAACAGCUCGCACAGGCUAGAAAUGACCGUUCGUCUUUAUGUGAUCCAACACUCCAAAUACAGUUUGAGUGCUUUUUUAGUAACUAAUAAUUCACAUGUAAAAUUUUUAUUUUUAGGGUGCCUAUUAUUUUUAUAGGUGUCUUCCACUUAUAAACUUACUAUGGUAACUUUUGAAAUAAUGCAACCAAUUGUAAUGUUCAAAAUACUUGUCUUCCAGAUGUUCUAUUUUCAUGUGAAAUGAGUUUUCCCAGUUCAAAAUUUUGGGUUUUUUUUUAAGAUAAGCUGAUCUUGAAGUUGAUACGGUUGGACCUUUCUUUGCAUUCGUGAACAUUCCCCCCCGCCCCCCAUGUGGAUUAUGUAUUUUAUGCGAAAUAUGUCAGUUUAAAGUUCAGGAACUUGGACUAUCACUGACCAUCAAGUGUUAUCACAGCCUGAAGCAGCCCCACAGGAGCUGGCGGCCUCGGUGAGGAGCCAGGCGGUACUCCAGGCCUGUGGACACGGUCUGUGCAGCAGACACUCCUCAGCUCCGCCCGAGCCGUGGGGAAGCAGGCGUGUGCCAGGGAAACGUGGACGUUGACACUUGAAACGUCAUACAAUUUUUACUUGUCAGGAAAUAAUCAAUUCUCUCCCGACAUUUUCUCAGCUCACAGGCCUUACAAAGAGAGGCGGUGGGCCGGCUGUGGUCCAUGGGCCAGUUUCAUGACCCUUGUCCUGGAGCAUUAUCCACAUUGGAUGCCCUACUACCCUCAACUCCCUGUGGGCUGAGUGAGUCUGUGCAGUUAGGGGCUGGGUACAGGCAGCACUGCACAUCCUAACGCUUUCAGGCUAACAGCCUUCCUCACAAUUGCUCAUCAGCCAGUUCAUUUCAAAUGGUUGUGAAGACAAUCGUUUUACUUUGAAGCUUGUGAAAUUUACCAGAUUAAAAUCAUAUUGCUGUUA